Messenger RNA from Conger conger (European conger), 996 nucleotides. It is a transcript of the gene b9d1, whose product is annotated as B9 protein domain 1. Gene Ontology annotation, biological process: cilium assembly. NCBI's taxonomy places the organism in Eukaryota, Metazoa, Chordata, Actinopteri, Anguilliformes, Congridae. Bases 127 to 741 code for a protein of 204 amino acids. Gene Ontology annotation, cellular component: MKS complex. The record is from RefSeq and is a predicted model, not a curated record. The transcript is spliced from 7 exons.
AAGGCGUCCCUAGCAUCAAAAAAAGAUGUUAGCAACGGGAAAACGACGUUAAUGUUUGUUUACUGAAACACGUUUACGGCAUAUAUUGUGUUAGCUUUUUAUUUUAAUUUCUAAGACCAUAUAGAUAUGGCUACAAGCAACCCAUCGGUGUUUCUUCUCAUGGUCAACGGGCAAAUUGAAGAAGCUAACUUUCCAGAACACGAUGAACUGUACUGCAAGUAUUGUUUUGUUUACGGACACGAUUGGGCUCCAACUUCGGGCUUGGAGGAGGGCAUCUCACAGAUCUCAUCCAAGGGCAGAGGCCCUGUGCAAAGUAUUGUGUGGAAUUUCCCCCUGGACAUCACCUUUAAGAGCACAAACCCCUUCGGCUGGCCACAAAUAGUGGUGUGUGUGUAUGGUGCGGACACCUUUGGGAAUGACGUGGUGCGAGGAUAUGGUGCUGUUCAUAUUCCGUUCAUCCCUGGAAAACACAAGAGAACUAUUCCUAUGUUUGUUCCUGAAUCCACCUCAAGGUUACAGAAAUUCACAAGCUGGCUGAUGGGAAGGCGACCAGAGUUCACCGAUCCAAAGGUUGUUGCCCAGGGGGAAGGACGGGAAGUCACCAGGGUGCGAUCUCAAGGCUUCGUCACGCUCUCUUUCAACAUUGUGACCAAGGACAUGAAGAAGCUGGGCUAUGAUACCUCAUCAUCAGAGGCACAGCAAGCCUCAGGCCUCGUCACAGAGCCCACCUACACUCUAUGAUCUCUGCCUCACGACACAACCACCAGCACCAAAACUCCACCGACAGGCUGCCUCUACAUUUCACAUACUGUGUUUAUAGGAAAGAUACCAAAAUAACAAAUUUUGCUUAUAAACAAAACUUGGUGCACAGACAGACUUAUGGGAGUUUGUACACAGAGAUAUAAAUAUGCAUGUACCUUUAUUGUAGUCAAGAAUACAUCAUUUUUUUAUAUACUUUUGAUAUUUAUUACAAUUAAAUUACUCUUCUUUCAUAAA